AUGUCAACAACGCCAACAGCGAAAGCACUCUACCGCCGCCUCCUCCGCGAGCUGCCACCUCUUCCCUCUCCACGCCACAAAGCACCUCGAACACCCAUCCACACGUCCAUCCGCGCCCAUUUCAGUCAGCCCCUCCCCAACACCAGUGAAGAAUAUAUCCGCGCCCGACACCAAGAGAUCGAGCAGUUCGUGGCCUAUCUGCGGGCGCAGCGGAUGUACGGCACCCUCUUGCAGCGGUAUAAUCCCGGAAUGGGGAUGGAUGAGGAGGAGAGAGUCCGGUUGACGGCGCGGAGAGUCGGGAUGGAUCUGCCGGUUGAAUAUGAAUGGAAGAUGAAGCGAUAA
Molecule: messenger RNA, 342 nt
Organism: Capronia coronata CBS 617.96
Lineage: Eukaryota; Fungi; Ascomycota; Eurotiomycetes; Chaetothyriales; Herpotrichiellaceae
Exons: 1
Coding region: 1-342 (113 amino acids)
Biological process (GO): mitochondrial proton-transporting ATP synthase complex assembly
Cellular component (GO): mitochondrial matrix
Source: RefSeq, a predicted model, not a curated record